AUGCGGCUAGUGCCACUUUUACUAUCUCUAUUGCUAAUCCUAAGUGUUACUACAUUGUACACUAUUUCUGCUGCUCGUCUCUCCAUUGAUGAUAUGGAAGAAGGUGGAAAUAUUGAUGAUCAAUAUGUGGAUAGGGUGGAAGAUAAUCAUCCUGUGCAUAAAUUACUACCGGAUCCUCAAGAUCCAGAGAUGCUUCCUUCUCUUAAGUGCUCCGCCUGCGGUGCUGUGAUUGAGGAAGCGAUUCAUUUAAUGCGUCCAGCUAUUGUGCGUUAUCUGGAACGCAGAAGAAGAGAUGCUCAAAAGGGAAAAGACACACAAAACGAUAAAGGACCGUCUGAGUAUGAGACUGUGGAUGCGUUUGAGAAGUUGUGUCGUCGAGUCUCCAUGGAUUACGCAUUGGAGAUGAAAUCUGAGAAGGUUCCAUCGUUGUUCUUUACAAAGUCUAAGGCCUCACAGCGGGUGCAUGGCGGUUGGAUGCCGUUUUUUCUUUCCUCCACAUGUGAAGAACUGGUGGAAGAUGAGGAAGACCGACUGAGAACUGAGAUCUUCGCAGCUGCAGUAGCAGAGGAAAAAGAAAUAUCAGUUGCUCAUAUGGAUUUCUUAACGAGAAUUGCAUUAAGAGUCAGACAGUCUAUAUGUCCACAGUGGUCACGGUCUGCAAAAGGGUGCGAUCCUCGAGGAUUCCCGAUUGAUCCAAGAAAACAACCAUUGGAUGAUCUGUAA
Molecule: messenger RNA, 723 nt
Organism: Trypanosoma theileri
Lineage: Eukaryota; Euglenozoa; Kinetoplastea; Trypanosomatida; Trypanosomatidae
Exons: 1
Coding region: 1-723 (240 amino acids)
Source: RefSeq, a predicted model, not a curated record